Molecule: messenger RNA, 3660 nt
Organism: Marmota monax (woodchuck)
Lineage: Eukaryota; Metazoa; Chordata; Mammalia; Rodentia; Sciuridae
Gene: Aplnr
Product: apelin receptor
Exons: 1
Coding region: 327-1469 (380 amino acids)
Biological process (GO): G protein-coupled receptor signaling pathway; immune response
Cellular component (GO): membrane
Molecular function (GO): G protein-coupled receptor activity
Source: RefSeq, a predicted model, not a curated record
AGAUCUUAAGACUCACAAGUGAGGGGUUGGUCUGGGGGUGGGAGGAAGGAGUGACGGGUGAGGAGUGGAGACAGCAGCCCAGGAGGGUGCAAGGAAGUAUCUUAGCUGAGGCUGGAGAGAGUGGGGGGAAGUCUGCAGGGACAGACAUCCUCCAGGGUCCAGAAUCCAGAGCAGCUCCUCCUGCCUGCCGGGAAGGGCUCUGAGCACUGCUGCCCUUUUUGGCCACUGAGGCUCAAGCCAGAAGCCCAGGGUGUUUGCUGUUGGUGACAGAGCCACGAAGCUGGUAGCUCUGGGACUCCCUGCCCAUCUUCUUCUCCACUCCCGGCAUGGAGGAAGGUGGAGAUUUCGACAUUUAUUAUGGGGCAGACAACCAGUCUGAGUGUGAGUACACGGACUGGAAGUCCUCGGGGGCGCUCAUCCCCGCCAUCUACAUGCUGGUCUUCCUCCUGGGCACCACGGGCAACGGCCUGGUGCUCUGGACGGUGUUUCGGAGCAGCCGGGAGAAGAGGCGCUCAGCUGACAUCUUCAUCGCCAGCCUGGCCGUGGCCGACCUGACCUUCGUGGUGACCUUGCCACUGUGGGCCACCUACACGUACCGGGAGUAUGACUGGCCCUUUGGGACCUUCUCCUGCAAGCUCAGCAGCUACCUCAUCUUUGUCAACAUGUAUGCCAGCGUCUUCUGUCUCACCGGCCUCAGCUUCGACCGCUACCUGGCCAUCGUGAGGCCAGUGGCCAAUGCCCGGCUGAGGCUGCGCGUCAGCGGAGCGGUGGCCACGGCCGUCCUGUGGGUGCUGGCCGCCCUCCUGGCUGUGCCCGUCAUGGUGUUCCGCUCCACCGGGAACUUGGAGAAUAGCACCAAGGUGCAGUGCUACAUGGACUACUCCAUGGUGGCCACCUCGGGCUCCGAGUGGGCCUGGGAGGUGGGCCUGGGGGUGUCGUCCACCGCCGUGGGCUUCGUGGUGCCCUUCACCAUCAUGCUCACCUGCUACUUCUUCAUCGCCCAGACCAUUGCAGGCCACUUCCGCAAGGAGCGCAUCGAGGGCCUGCGGAAGCGCCGCCGGCUGCUCAGCAUCAUCGUGGUGCUGGUGGUGACCUUCGCCCUGUGCUGGAUGCCCUACCACCUGGUGAAGACGCUCUACAUGCUGGGCAGCCUGCUGCACUGGCCCUGCGACUUCGACAUCUUCCUCAUGAACGUCUUCCCCUACUGCACCUGCAUCAGCUACGUCAACAGCUGCCUCAAUCCCUUCCUCUACGCCUUCUUCGACCCUCGUUUCCGCCAGGCCUGCACCUCCAUGCUCUGCUGGGGCCGCAGCACAUGUGGGGCCAGCUCCCACAGCAGCAGCGGGGAGAAGUCCGCCAGCUACUCUUCGGGGCACAGCCAGGGGCCCAGCCCCAUUGUGGGGAAGGGUGGAGAGCAGACACAAGAGAAAUCCAUCCCCUACAGCCAAGAGACCCUUGUGGUUGACUAGGGCUGGAACCAGAGAGAAGCCUGGCUCCCCUGGCCUGUCCCAACCUCUGCUCUUGCUCUCUGCGAAUCAGGUAGCACGGCUGCACCUUCUCUUUGCACCUGCCCUGGGCCCUGACUCCGUCUUGUCCUCCUCUGAUUUCUUCAUUCUUUCUUAGACCUUUGGGAUUGAGCAGAAAGAGGCUGAGCUCUGCAGUCAGACCUGUGCUCUGCUACUUAGUACCUGUGAGAUGGCCUCGCCCAAGGCUCACUUUCCCCUCUGUAUCAAUGGAGGAACAUCAUGCAGACCCUAAAACAUUGAUGUGUGAGAACGGAUCCAAACUGUGCUUCCUUCCAUCCUUUUCUGAGAUCUUUGGCUUCUUUUCUCUCUCCUUCCUUUGAGUUUCCCUCUAACUCUGCAAGUUUUACUGUUAAUCCUCAUCUUCUAGCUGCAAGCUCUCUCCCCACAUGGAUCCCCCCUUCCCAGUCCUUCCUUCAUCCUCAUUUACUUCCGUCCUGCAGGGCUCCCAAGAGUUAAGGAUCCCGAAGCUUGCAAAGACUGACCCUGCCCAUGCCCUUACCCUGUUUUCUGAAAGCCAGCUAAGGAGUGGGCCGGAGCUGUGAUGAGCUGUGUGUCAGCAAAGAAUUAACGCUCCAGUCGCCAGGGCCAGGAGCUCCAGGAUGUUUCCUAAAACUGGAUCAGUUCUCUGUCAUUUCAGGCACCAGGGCCACCGUGAUCCAUGCAGAGAGCUUCCCUUCUUGCAGAGUCUCUGUGAUACCCACCACAGAUCCCCUAGAUCCUUUCCUUCUUCCUCUAUUGUCGGUGAGAAUUGGACAGCAAUGGGCUGAUGAAGCUACGGAGUUUUACUACUUGGUUUUAGCACGUGAAUGGGGAGCUGAGAAAGGAGAACAGAGAAGAGGCGCUGGAGGGCUGUCUGUGUUGGUCUGUGUGCUGCUUGGCUCCCCCUCCCCCAAUCCCCAUCCCUCCAACCUCCUCUGGAACUGUGAACCGCAGGUCUUUCUCCCACCCCGUCAUCUCCCCGAUGUUUUUCCUGGGUGCUUGUGCCAAGAGUCACUUGGUUGGGGUGAGGAUGCUUGCUUUUUGUCUGUGUGAAUAUAUACAUGAAUACACAUAUCUCUAUAUGGAUGAACAUAACAUGGUGAAUGUCAUGGAUGAAUGAACUUGGAUGGAUCCCUGCUCCCUUCCCCUCUCCCUGGCCACCAUGUCUCUGCUUGUCACACUGUACCCUUGAAGGAAGAAGAGACACGUGGAGGCAAUUUAGAAUAAAAAUGAGUGCACCCCCCACUGGAUUUGGGGGCUCCAACGGCUGGUCCGUACUUUAAAAAGUCUGUGUUUGACCUGGCUGUCUGCAGGGACAUCCUUCCCAGGAGCAUCUGGGGCCCAAGGCUCGGGAAGGAAGUCCUACUGAGCUGGGUUUCCAUUCCUGCUGUAAUUCUAUGGUGGGAAGAAGAGGCUGGCCAGAGCUUCCCCUGGCCCCUCCCCACACCUCCCACCCCGUUUUGAGUUUAUUUCUCUCAUUUAUCUUUCUUUUUCCCAGGGUCAGUGGUCCCCUUCCCAAGGAGGGGGUGAGAGGCACAGGGUGGGCUUUGUCUCCCCUCACCAUCAGGACUGAAUCUCCUGGCUUCUGAGACUGGGUCGGGGGCUGGGGACAGUGAGUAGAGCAGUCAUGGAGGGGCUGGUGGCCUGGUGUCCAUACUGCCCGAGGGACCUCAAGGUCAAAAUUAAUCAAGGGGCCUUUUUGAGCUGGAAAUGGGGUGUGUGUAUUCCGGGUUUUGUUCUUGAAGGACUCUGGAAAUGAAGGACAAGAUGUGGACAGAGAUGGGAAGAGCCCAGCUUGGUGUAAAUGGACAUGUCGGCCAUCCCUGGGAUGGAGGUGGCUCUGGGAACAGAGGGGGAACAGAGGGGCACUGGCUCCUCUCAGCUUAGUCUCCCCAUCUCAGACCAGAACGUCCCACAGAAGCCGAGCGCCACCCUCAAGGCACCCAGUCAAGACUGGAGGAGGCUCUCGAAGGCCAGAGGGUGCCCCCGAGACUCUCCUGAGUGAACCGCAGGGACUUCCUGCCUGGCACUCAGGCACGGUCUGGGGCAGUGGCAGAGGAGAGUGCCUUCUCCCCUUCUCCCCUUCCGCAGAAUGCCUGUGCUCCUUGCUGACCUUGUUAGUCACUGUGUUCAUCAAUAAAACUGUUUUGUGUAA